AUGGGUAGCUCAGAUUUCUCAUGGAAAUUACCGGAUCAUCCUAAGCUUCCAAAGGGAAAGACUAUUGCUGUUGUUGUUUUGGAUGGUUGGGGUGAGGCUAACCCUAAUGAGUACAACUGUAUCCAUAUCGCCGAAACACCCACCAUGGAUUCCCUUAAAAAGGGUGCACCUGAACAUUGGAGAUUGGUUAGGGCUCAUGGUAAAGCUGUAGGGCUUCCAACUGAGGAUGACAUGGGUAACAGUGAAGUUGGUCACAACGCACUCGGUGCUGGACGUAUAUUUGCUCAAGGAAAAUGUGAACUAAUUUUGUUGCUUGAAACAUUUGGAUUUGCUGUGCCUAUUCUUUUAUGUCAUGGCAUAGCAAAUGAAUGUAAUAAGGCUAAAAGAGAGUUUCAAGAGCAAAAUAAUUAUGUUGAAAGGCUUAGACAGAAGCUUGAUAAUGUCAGUAAAUUUCCUAUGAAAAUAGCUCAAGAGUCAGGGGAAAAAAUAGCCAUUACUUCCAGUGUAAUGUCAGCUGGUGAAUCCAAAGUUCCUGCUGUGGAGGUAUCCAAGACAAUCAGUUUAAGCAGAAAUCCAACCUUGACUAGUCAGGCAAUGAGAAGGACAUGGCCUUUGGUUGUGGGCACAUGGUUUCUUGCAGAAACUGGUUUAGUCUCUGUUGAACAUCAAAUGCGAGAGAUGGGCUUGGACGUUAAGGCUCCUGUAGAGACUGACAAAAAGGCCGAAUAA
Vicia faba (fava bean) is the source of this 729-nucleotide messenger RNA. NCBI's taxonomy places the organism in Eukaryota, Viridiplantae, Streptophyta, Magnoliopsida, Fabales, Fabaceae. The record is from the annotation of a GenBank genome assembly.